GCAAUGACUACAAACAAUACAUAUCCAAUUUCUUCGAAUUCACGGACGAAAUUAAACGCCUUUCGCUACAAAGACGAAGACCCUGACGAUACCACCCGCAAAGACGAGACGAAAUCGGUUCAUGGGAACAAGGAAAACCAGAAAUCGUGGUCAAACGGGGUGAUCGAGCCGAUGCAGACGUCACCGGACAAAGGCAAUCCUCAGGCCAAAGCAGAAGAUUCAAAUUCCGAGGCUCAAGAAGCGAAACCGAUCAAGGAAUGCCCUCAGACUCCGGGAAAUAGAAUACCUUUGGCGGAUUUAAUCAGCAAUGCUGAGGAUUCUUUCGAUCCUGCCCCAGGCCCAGAAGUGACCCCAGUUGAGCAUGUCAUUUGGCAGCAUGUCCCUGCCAGCUCAAAUCCAGAUAAUUCGUCCCAAACACCAGCAGGUCGUCGAAGGAAGCGACGACUUAGUUCCUCUCCACACGGCUCUCCCUCCAAUGCGAACUCGAAAAAACACCCAAAGGAGCCCCUUGACUUGCAGUCAAUACAAGCUUUAUUCAAAACACCACAACAUGAUAUGGCCGCUGAGCUGUGGAACAACUAUGUGGAUAAAAAUAUGGUCGAUGGUGCUGAAGAUCUUCCGCCGCCUCGUCUCGCAAACCUUCUUUCUUCCUCACCCCAGACUCCUGGCUCUGGCAGGACAAGUCGAGAUUCCUCGGGACUAAGACGCUCUAUUAGUUGCGCUGCUGAGUUCCCCACGUCUCGGGCCAAGAGGAGACGUUUCAAUAGACAAGAUGGUGGUGGUGGUGCAAAGUGUGGCAUAUUCCAGCGAACAAGCAGCAACGUUUUAGAGUCUGGAAAGCCAAAAACUUCUAGGCUCAACUAUCUUAUGGAGAAGAUCGAAAAAUCUAUUCACCUGGCGCCCGUCGACACAAAUCCGCCUGGCUCCUCACCUCUUCGGCAACACAUGGACGCACGAAGGUGUCGUUCGUCAUCUCCAACAAAAGAUCGCAAAGCCCUCGAAGAUCUUACGGAAACUAAUGAAUCACCAUGUGUUGCACCAGUCGAUAAAGCAAGACCUGGCCAAAUGCCUGUACUUAAAGAAUCAUCUUCAGACUUUGGAGAUGAUGAUCUUGACCAGGAUCUCAUUGAUUUGGCCGAUGCGUCAGCAGAUCCCUUCGUUGAUGCACUACGACCAUCAAAUGAGUUUGGCUCUCUAGGAUCCUCGAGCUGGGCCGCUCUCGCUACUGAGAAGUCUCGCUCCUGGCAGCCAAAGGAGAAUCCAAUGUACGACAGCAAACCUCCACCCGCCUCUCACAACACUACGAAUAAUGAACCAAAACGCGAUGAAUUCGACGAUUUUGAUGACGACUAUGAUGAUCUGCCAGAUAAUCUGCAAGAAAUGCUUGCAAAAUGUGAUACACAACCGGUCCAAGCGAAGAUGGCCACAGACGAAUCACUUCCCAAGAAGUCAGAUCCAACGAACCUUCCCGCGGGUUUUGCGUCUAGGGAAGCCCCUACAACGACGGGCGUGAAAACCGAGGCGGAAUCAUCUGGUGAUGAGUUUGACGAUGAUUUUGAUUUGGAAGCUAUCGAGCAGACUAUGAAGCAGGCAGGGGAAGGUAAACCAGCUCAUAAUCUUAAAGAUCGACAAGCUAUCAAACGUUACCAAGUCAUUGACAUCGCCGAGGGCACAUAUGUCAACCCCAAAGGGCGUACUCAACCAGAGCAGAUAUUGCUAGUCGAAGAUGAGAAAACACGAGACCGUAAAGCCAUCUUCUUGCGAGAAACCUGGUUUGAGACCCCCUGCACCAAGGAUUCAUACAUACAUUUAGUUGGAGACUUCAACGCUACCGGUCAAUGCGUUGUGGACAACUCUGAAAAUAUGGUCAUUCUUCACCCCGAUCAUCUCAUCUCUGCAACUGUUGUAGCAGACUCGGUCGAAUGUCAGCGACGAGCUGUUCUCCAGGAUCGAGUUAAGGUCAUCGCAGCGCUCGAGAGACCGCAAGCAUUCGGUGUCUUCUUUCACGAGAUCUUCCAAGAAGCUCUGAAAUUGAACCAAUGGGAUAUGGAUUCGAUGAAAACAUUGGUCGAAACUGUCCUGGGGAGACACGUGGAAGACUUGUACUCAAUUCAGAUGAGUAUACCCGAAGCCGUUGAAUAUCUCAUGAGCAAAAUGCCGGGCGUUCUUGCGUGGGCAGAUACCUUCAUUCAUCCGAAGCCACAGGCCACUUCCAUGGUGGAAGACCGAAAUAGCUCCAAGCUCAACCUCAGCAUUAACAAGUUACUUGAGGUAGAGGAGCACAUCUGGUCUCCAAUGUACGGUCUCAAAGGAAACAUCGAUGCAACGGUGCAAGUGGCUUGUCGCGAGCAGGGAAUUGACAAGAACCUUGUUGUUCCUCUGGAACUCAAAACUGGGCGGAGGGAUACGAACCAGGCACACAGAGCUCAAACAGCUCUUUACACCUUGCUCCUUUCUGAUCGCUAUGAUCUUGAUGUUACCUUUGGACUUCUUUACUAUCUUGAGAUGUCAAGGACACUCAGCAUCCGUGGUAUUCGACAUGAGCUUCUUCAAAUGCUCCAGGUGCGAAAUCGACUGGCGGGCUAUAUCCGCGAAAGAGAUAAUCUUCCACCAAUGCUGAAGAAGGCACGCCAAUGUACCAGAUGUUACGCGAAGACUCCUUGUCUCAUUUACCACAAGCUCACCGAAGAUGGCGAUGGUGAGACCAGCGGGCUUGCAGAGGACUUUGAUGCAUCUGUCAGCCAUCUAAACAAUGGUGAUCGUGACUUCUUUAGAAAGUGGGAUGAACUCCUUACCAAGGAAGAAGGGAACCUGGUUAAGUUCCGACGGGAACUUUGGACAUUAUUGAGCCACGAGCGUGAAGCUCUUGGUCGAUGUUUCGGGGAUGUCAUCCUUGACACCAAGUCUCCUUAUGAAGAGAACAUUGGUACGAAGAUCAAUCGCUACCACUACACAUUCCACAAAAGACAACCAUCUCCGGGCUUCUCUUUCACGGAAUCGCAAAUCUCGAUUGGUGAGCCGAUUGUUGUUUCUGACGAAAAGGAUCACUUUGCCCUUGCGAAUGGAUAUGUGGUGCAAGCCAGUUCCUCGCACAUCAAGGUUGCAGUUGACCGGAAACUUCAUAAUGCGAGGUCACGGACAGCUGGAUUUGAUGCUGUUACGAAUCAAUCGUUCAAAGGUAUCAUGGAGAUUGGUGCAAUAGAGCCCGCUGUUCUCGAAGACCCAGAUGAGCAAGUCGUUUACCGAAUUGACAAAGAUGAGUUUAGCAACGGCAUGGCUAUUGUUCGAAACAACCUUAUCUGCAUGAUGGACAAAGACUUAAUCCAAGCCAAGCAAAUGCGGCGACUCAUCAUUGAGAGAGAAGCCCCUGAUUUCAAGACGUCAUCGUCUGGUUACCCGAUGACAGGCCUUGAGAGCCUGAACGUUGAUCAAAAACAAGCUAUCGACAAAGUUAUGAGUGCCAAAGAUUAUGCUCUUGUCCUUGGAAUGCCCGGUACUGGAAAAACAACUACUAUUGCGCACAUUAUUCGAGCCCUUGUUGCACAAGGGAAGAGUGUUCUUCUCACGUCUUACACUCAUACUGCAGUCGACAAUAUUCUGUUGAAGAUCAAAGAUGACAAUAUCCGCGUCCUGCGUAUCGGUGCCACUUCCAAGAUUCAUCCAGAUGUUCAAGACUUUGCGGAUCUUGCCGCUAUCCCGAAAACAACCAUAGAAGAGCUCAAGGACUCGUAUGAGAAGCCGCAGGUCGUGGGCACUACAUGUCUAGGGGUCAACCACAACAUCUUUAACCAACGUAUAUUCGACUACUGCAUUGUCGACGAGGCUUCACAAAUCACGCUCCCGGUCUGUCUGGGCCCGAUUCGAAUGGCGAAAACGUUUAUUCUUGUCGGUGAUCACUACCAAUUGCCGCCCUUAGUGCAGAACAAGGCAGCUCAAGAAGGAGGCCUAGAUGUCAGCCUUUUCAAGCUACUGUCAGACGCACAACCAGACGCAGUCGUCAACCUUGAGCAUCAGUACCGCAUGUGUGAAGAAGUUAUGUUACUCUCCAACACCCUCAUCUACUCGGGUCGUUUGAAGUGCGGCACACCCGAGGUAGCUGCCCGGUCCUUGGACCUGCCCAACAUCGACGCCAUAAGUCAAUUCCAUUUCAAAAACCUCGGCCAUUCUCCAUCCCAAAAGGAAAUAUGUCUGGAUAAACCACAUGCUCCCUGUUGGCUACGAGACCUCCUCUCACCAUCUGCAAAGACUCGCCUGGUGAACACCGAUCCCAUCGGCCCGGCAGCCCUCGAGAUAGCACAGGGCAACCGAGUCGUCAAUCACAUGGAAGUUUUCCUCUGCGCCCAACUCGUUGAAUCAUUCAUCGCCUGCGGUAUUCCCGCUCGAAACAUCGGUGUCAUAACCUUCUACCGCAGCCAACUCUCACUUCUCCGCCAGAGUCUACGCCACCAUACCCCAGACCUGGAAAUGCACACAACAGACAAAUUCCAAGGCCGAGACAAAGAAGUCAUAAUCCUAAGCUGCGUCCGUAGCAACACGGACAAUAAUGUCGGCGAGCUCCUCCGCGACUGGCGCCGUGUCAACGUCGCUUUCACCCGAGCCCAAACCAAACUUCUCGUUGUAGGCAGCAGAUCCACUCUCCGCGACGGCAACGACCUUCUCUGCAAGUAUGUACGUUUAGUGGAAAGUAAAGACUGGGUCUACAACCUACCCAACGCCGCUCUAGACAAGCACGUCUUCCCAUCCUCUAUCCCACACUCCCAACUCAUGUCUCCGGGCUCUCCUCACUCCACAAAGAGCAAGAAAGCGAGAACAACCCCAAACAAUACAAAGAAGUCCCCCGCUUCUCGUUCUUCCCGUGAACCAUUAAGCCCGCUCGGUUCCCGGCAACAGGGCAAGGGUCUACGAAAACCUGCCAAGACAGGUGCUAAGUUAUUCAACGGGACCAAUGUUGUCGGGAAUCGACCUAUCCUCCAGGAUAUUGUGAACGAUCUCACGAGCUAG
Messenger RNA from Penicillium nucicola, 5001 nucleotides. RefSeq names its product bifunctional ATP-dependent DNA helicase/ssDNA endodeoxyribonuclease DNA2. NCBI's taxonomy places the organism in Eukaryota, Fungi, Ascomycota, Eurotiomycetes, Eurotiales, Aspergillaceae. The annotation marks the transcript as partial. Gene Ontology annotation, cellular component: cytoplasm. The transcript is spliced from 5 exons. Gene Ontology annotation, biological process: replication fork reversal. The record is from RefSeq and is a predicted model, not a curated record. Gene Ontology annotation, molecular function: single-stranded DNA helicase activity; 5'-flap endonuclease activity.